CACCGACGAGUUUCCUGCAAGAUUGUCUGCGCGCCGUCGCUGGUGUUUGUGUGUUAGUGUGGAGUUGGGGGUUUUUCUUAUUUCGGAUCGUUUUGGUAUAAUACUGCGGGGACACCUUAGAAACAUGCCUGAUGUGCCUGUGAACAAAUUCCAAAUGAUUUUUAUCAUUUGACCAAGAGAGACGAAGAGUACACAAAGGCAGUUGUACGUCAUGGGUUGCAUGCAAGUUGAUCUUGUUCGGGACACGGAACGCUUUGUUUUGCCAUAGUUUCAAAAGAGACUUUUUUUUUGGGGGGGGGGGGGUAGUUUUUUUAAGAUUUUACCAUCAGAUUUUUUUUGCUAAUUUGCUUUAAACGAUCGACCGGAACCAUGUCGGACCCGAGCUACUGGACUGCUCUGCCGAGUUACAAGACUCACUAUGUGACGGGCGCUAUGCUGCAGCGUUCCAAAAGUUGCCGCAGCAGCAACCGCAAAAGUCUCGUUGUGGGAACACCUUCUCCCACCUUGUCCCGCCCCCUCUCUCCUCUGUCCGUGCCGACAGCUGGAAGCAGCCCUUUGGAAAGUCCCAGAAACCUCUCCACCAGCACUGCUCUUAACUUCCCCUUUGCUCGCAGUCACGUGCCCAGGACUGACAGGGCGGAUGGUCGAAGGUGGUCUUUGGCUUCUCUCCCCUCUUCUGGCUAUGGUACCAACACCCCCAGUUCGACUGUCUCAUCUUCAUCCUCUUCCCAGGAACACUUGCACCAGCUACCCUACCAGCCCACCCCGGAUGAGCUGCAUUUCUUGUCAAGACACUUCCGGAGCACAGAGAGCAUGACGGACGAGGAGGGGCGCCACUCGCCCUCCCUGCGCCACCGCUCACGCAGCCUCAGCCCUGGAAGGACAAGAGGCUCGUUUGAUAAUGAGAUUGUUAUGAUGAAUCACGUGUACAAGGAGAGAUUCCCCAGGGCCACAGCUCAGAUGGAGGAGCGGUUGCUGGAUAUCAUCACCACCUUCUCUCCAGACAGCACCCUGCCCCUGGCUGAUGGGGUCCUGGGAUUUAUCCAUCACCAGCUGGUAGAGCUGGCCAGAGACUGCCUGGACAAGUCCCUCGAAGGCCUGGUCACGUCCCGCUACUUCAUUGAGCUGCAGGAGAAACUGGAGAAGAUGCUGCAUGAGGCCCAUGAGAGAUCGGAGAGCGAGGAGGUCCCAGUGAUCGAUCAGCUGGUGAAGAAGAUCCUGAUUGUCAUCUCGCGCCCCGCACGACUGCUCGAGUGCCUGGAGUUCGACCCUGAAGAGUUCUAUCACUUGUUGGAAGCUGCAGAGGGUCACGCGAAGGACGGUCAGGGAAUCAAGACUGACAUCCCCCGCUACAUCAUCAGCCAGCUGGGGCUCACCAAGGACACCCUGGAGGACAUGGUUCUGUUGGAACAAUACGACUCUGCCAAUACUCUCAUACCAGAUACAGAUGAGUCUUUAGAUCACAGUCGGGCCUCCUCCACUCCGUCACGAAGAAAACCGAGAGAGAGCGACUUUGACACCCUCAAACUGAUCAGCAACGGGGCCUAUGGGGCGGUGUACCUGGUGAGACACAGAGACACUCGGCAGCGCUUUGCAAUGAAGAAGAUCAACCGUCAGAACCUGAUCCUGAGGAACCAGAUACAGCAGGUGUUUGUGGAGCGAGACAUCCUGACCUUCGCGGAGAACCCCUUCGUGGUCAGCAUGUUCUGCUCCUUCGAGACGCGGCGCCACCUCUGUUUGGUCAUGGAGUAUGUGGAAGGUGGCGAUUGUGCAAACCUGCUGAAGAACAUGGGCCCACUCCCAGUAGACAUGGCCAGGAUGUACUUUGCUGAGACCGUGCUGGCGUUGGAGUACCUUCACAACUAUGGAAUUGUGCACAGAGAUCUCAAACCUGACAAUUUGUUGAUUACAUCGAUGGGACACAUCAAACUCACUGACUUUGGGCUCUCGAAAAUUGGCCUUAUGAACAUGACAACCAAUCUGUAUGAAGGACACAUCGAGAAGGACACCAGGGAGUUUAUUGACAAGCAGGUGUGUGGCACUCCGGAGUACAUCGCCCCUGAGGUGAUCCUGCGGCAAGGCUAUGGGAAGCCGGUGGACUGGUGGGCGAUGGGCAUCAUCCUGUAUGAGUUCCUGGUGGGCUGUGUGCCUUUCUUCGGAGACACACCAGAGCAGCUGUUUGGGCAAGUCGUCAGUGAUGACAUCAUCUGGCCUGAAGGGGAUGAUGCCCUGCCUCCCGAUGCCCAGGAUCUCAUCACCUGCCUGCUGAGACAGAGCCCCCUGGAGCGCAUUGGCACGGGUGGGACCUUUGAGGUGAAGCAGCACCCCUUUUUCUAUGGGCUGGACUGGAAUGGGCUUCUCCGUUACAAAGCAGAGUUCAUCCCACAGCUGGAGGCUGAGGACGACACCAGUUACUUUGACACGCGGUCUGAACGAUAUCACCACCUGGACUCGGAAGAGGACAAUGAAACCAAUGAUGAGGAAUCCUCUCUGGAAAUCAGGCAGUUUUCAUCCUGCUCACAUCGAUUCAGCAAGGUAUACAGCAGCUCAGAGUACCUGGCGAACCCUUCCAAUCUGAGCUUCUCCUCGAUGGAGCGCAGUCACAGUGAGGAGAAGGAGGAAAACAGUGGAGACCAGAGAUGCACGCCAGGCAGCUCCAGGCAGAGCCUUCGGCCCAGGGCCUCCUCCAGCUCCUCCCAGCCCGAGCGCAGUGCCAGCCCCCUGGUGAUGAGCAGCACACACAGCCUAGAGACCAUGCCUCGACUGGCCUUCAGCACCGAGGACCAGGCGGAUGUUGUGGUCCCCAGUCUUCAGCGGAUUCGCCUGCGCAGUAACAGCACCGGCACCAAGCACUCCACUCCCCAGGACCACAUGCGCAGCCACCGCUUCGGAUACCAGCUGGACACCCUAGAGAAACCUCGAGUGCCCCCCAGGAACAAGGUCCCCAAGUCAGCCUCGGUGUCGACCCUGUCCCUCAUCAUCACUGCCGAUGACAUGGGGAGUGGGCCCACGACGAGUCCCAUCUCUCCACACUCUCUCUCCUCCAACCCCUCCUCACGAGAUUCUUCCCCCAGUCGAGACCUCUCCCUGGGCACAAGCAGCCUGCGGCCGCCCAUCAUUAUCCACAGCUCCGGGAAGAAGUACGGCUUCACCCUGCGAGCCAUCCGUGUCUUCUUGGGAGACAGCGACGUCUACACUGUGCACCACAUGGUCUGGAGUGUGGAGGAGGACAGUCCGGCUCACGAGGCAGGGCUGAGAGCUGGGGACCUCAUCACACACGUGAACGGGGAGUCCGUGCAGGGCCUGGUGCACACAGAGGUGGUGGAGCUGCUGCUCAAGAGUGGUAACAAGGUAGCUCUGCAGACGACUGCCAUGGAAAACACCUCGAUAAAGACCGGGCCGGCCCGCAAGACCAGCAGUAAGAGCAAGAUGGCUCGGAGGAGCAAGAGGAACCGCAAGAAGGAUGGGCAGGACAGGUGGCAGUCGAUCUAUAAGAAGCUCUCCAAACAGCCGACUGUCCUGCACGCCAGCCGCAGCUUCUCCUCCGGGCUGCAACACUCGGUGUCCUCCAGUGAGAGUGUGCCAGGGUCCCCCACGCACAGCCUGUCCCCCGGACCCUCCACCCCCUCCCGCAGCCCCGCCCCGGACCUGCCCUCGGAUACCAAUUCUCCCCCCAGCACAUCCCCUUGCUCCAGCACUCCCAGCUCCCCAGCAGGACACAUCCGCCCCAGCUCCCUGCAUGGCCUGGCCCCCAAACUGAGCAACCAGCGCUACAAGGUGGGACGCCGCAAAUCAACCAGCAGCAUCCCCCCCUCCCCGCUGGCCUGCAACCCCUGCCCACCCCCUCAGCCCCCCUCUCCCCAGCGCUCCCCCUCCCCUCUGCCUGGCUUCACCAAGAGCCUUCACUCUUCCUACCAUGGCAAGACUCUCUCUCCUCCAACCAUCAUCCGUCACACAGUCAGACCCCGCAGCGCCGAGCUCCCUCGAUCCCCCCUCCUCAAGAGGGUCCAGUCUAAUGAGAAACUGUCUGCUUACCACGGAGAGAAGGGCUACGUACCAUGUAAACACACGCUGGAAGUCCUGGACACUGGUGAAGCUCUAGGGGAUUCCAAGGGGGAGUGUGGCAGUGCGUUCGGAUACAUGGACUCCAGUGUGAGCGAGCAAGGUCAUCUCAGCUACUUGGGAGCCCAGAGACUGAGAGACGACGACAGGGUGGUGAUGAGGAAACUGAACCUGUCUGAGCGCAGGGACUUUUUCAAGAAGCAGGAAGCAGUGCAGGAGGUGAGCUUCGACGAACCUGAUGCGGGAGCAUCCAGCGAAGAGCCAGAGCAAAAGGGGCCUCCCGCGUGCAGACGGCAGUUCAAAGCAUCUUGGAUUGCGAGCGACCAGAAGGGAGAGGGGAGGAAGACUUGCGUGCCUCAGAUUGCUGUGCAGGGCUCAGAAGAGAAGUCCUGGGAGUGUCAGGAGCUGUACUCCAUGUGCCAAGAUGGAGAGAAGGAGAGGGUGGCAACUGGUAGACCAAUAUCAGUGCUACUCACAACGGAGGAUGAUUUGGGAGUCAGGAAAGGGCAAAGGACCACAUCCACUGACCUGUCACAUUCCAUGUCAGAAAGAUACAAUUUGAAUGAGAAAGCAGGAAAGGAGGACCUGUCUCUCUCACAUGGGAAAAGGAAAGGGAAGAUGAAAGAAUAAACAGUUGGGUUUUUAUCCCGUAUCUGAAGGAAUUUUAAUGAAGAAAUACGUUCCAGUCUUUGAACCCUCAUAAAUGACCCGUCUUCAUGCAACCUAUGACAAUUUUAAGACCGAACUGUCACCAAAAGCAUCUUUUCUACAAAAAAGGAGAGGAUCCUUAUUUAUGCAGCCCAACUUUUUUGAUUUUGUGUAUAUAUUUUUUUUUAAAAAGGAGUGUUUUGCCAUUUAUUUAUGGCUUUUUGUAAUAGGAUUUGUAAUAAGGGCCAAGAGAAACACUGAACGUGACAUUUUUUAAAUGUGUGUUCCAGGGGCACCAGGCCUUUACUAUUUUAGUAGGACUUUUUUAAACCAAAUUUAUAGAUAAGACACCAUGGUUCAAUACUAAGUUAGACACCUUAUUUACACUUUUCUACUUAAACUAGUUGACAAUAGAUUUAUUAUUAAAAAUAUCACUGACUUAUCUAAAAAAGAAAAAAACAGAAAACUAAUGCCCGUUUUACACCACCAGAUUCGCCACUUACCAAACAUCUCAAACAUCUAAUCUCCAAAAUUCAGCGGAUACACCAAAGUGUAACCAUUAACCCUGUCCCUCAUGGAAAUGUCCUAAAAACAAAUAUGGUGUUUCUUCCAUCUCCUGGGAGUGUUGCAGGAGGACAGUUUAAUAGGUGUACCCACUGUACUUUGAUGUUAGUUGUUAGUUUCUAAGAGCUUUGUGACAGAAAGAGAAAGGGCAUAUAAGCAAGGGGUAUGCGGUGAUGAGUGGUGUUUCACAGCUUGCUGAGGUGUGCUGUGAUGAGCGGUGUUUCACAGCUUGCUGAGGUGUGCGGUGAUGAGUGGUGUUUCACAGCUUGCUGAGGUGUGCUGUGAUGAGCGGUGUUUCACAGCUUGCUGAGGUGUGCUGUGAUGAGCGGUGUUUCACAGCUUGCUGAGGUGUGCUGGGAUGAGCGGUGUUUCACAGCUUGCUGAGGUGUGCUGUGAUGAGCGGUGUUUCACAGCUUGCUGAGGUGUGCUGUGAUGAGCGGUGUUUCACAGCUUGCUGAGGUGUGCUGUGAUGAGCGGUGUUUCACAGCUUGCUGAGGUGUGCUGGGAUGAGCGGUGUUUCACAGCUUGCUGAGGUGUGCUGGGAUGAGCGGUGUUUCACAGCUUGCUGAGGUGUGCUGGGAUGAGCGGUGUUUCACAGCUUGCUGAGGUGUGCUGGGAUGAGCGGUGUUUCACAGCUUGCUGAGGUGUGCUGGGAUGAGCGGUGUUUCACAGCUUGCUGAGGUGUGCUGGGAUGAGUGGUGUUUCACAGCUUGCUGAGGUGUGCUGGGAUGAGCGGUGUUUCACAGCUUGAUGAGGUGUGCUGUAAUUCUCAUGUCAGGGAAGCAAAGUGUUCCUGAAGUGACUAUUGCUCUAAAAGACCACUAAUUUAAUUAGAUGAGUUUUGAUAACUAUCAGAUACAAGGUGAUAUGUCCCUUCCCUUACCCUAACUUAGAAGAUAAAUCUUUUUGUGUAAACCAGACUUUUUAUACAAUCUUCAUUUCAGAACUAAAAAAGAACUACAUUUAUCACCUUUAAACCAAAUAUAAAGUAUUCCAUCCUUAACUUGAAAAAUAUUUUAUUACAUCAAAUACAAACAGUGUUAUUUUAAAAUCUCUGUAAGCAAAGAUGUGUGCCCACGCUUAAAUGAAGGACACUAAGUCGACUUAAUAUUCCAGGCACAAUUGUCUGUUUUUAAAGGGGUAGGGAUUUUAGCAUCUUUUUACGUUUUGUGAAUCCAUUUUUUGAAAAGGCAUGAGUAGCUGGAUGUUGAUCCCUGGCUUUUUCAUUUCAUUUCUGCUCCAGUCAGCUUUUCUCCAACAGCUGUUUGUAGAGCUUGCCAAAAAAUACAUUAAGAAGCAGGGUGUGCUGUGCAUUAUACCUUUAAGGGCUUGAGACAUAAGCAUUUUAGUAGGUAGGAUAGAUUAUAAAACUGCAUUGAAGUCUUGCUAGUUUGAUUUAUAAAUUAAAUUUAUUGUUUAUUUCAGUAUUACAAAAUGUAGCCCUGUUGAGUUUUAUAGGAUUGGAUGAAAUUCUGAUUUUUAACCAGAAAACAACACCUGAAAGAAAAGAAAAUCUGUGUUUAUAAAGAAUACCAGAGGCUAAUCAUUUUGUUCAGGUAUAGCACACACAGUUCGUUUGAGUCAUUCUCUGGAUGCAUCAGAACUCGAGUACUUGAUUGCUGCAUAUGCAGGGUGGUUAACAACGCACCACAGGAUACAUGUGUAAUAUCAGAAUAACCCACGUGGUUGUGGUUAGAUUCACUUUGUUCAAGACCAGGUGUGUAAUAUCAGAAUUAGCCAUGUGGUCGUGGUAAGAUUCACUUUAUAUAUCGUUUUAUGUUUAAGACAGGAGUUAAAGCAAUAGAGCUCUCAAACUUCACUCUAGGUUCAUCUGGUACACCAGAGUAACGUUUAGCACGUUCCCCUGCAACACCCUAGUGGAUGUAAGAAGAGAUACAUCAAUGAGAAAUACAACGGAGAGCGCAUGUGGUGUUUCUCACAUAUAUACACUGUGUGUUGGUUUGAGAGCUCUUGAGGCCAUAAGGGUGCUUUUUAUUUAUUUUUUUAUUUUUUUAACGCACUAAAUUAAUUAAAUGUAACUUUUCUACACUUGGUUUCAUGAAUAUUUGCCAUUGAUAAUGCAUUGUCAAAUUUGGUCACUGUAGGGAGAUGUAGUUUUAACAUUGGUUUUGUCAAAAAUAAAUGUUUUUUAAGCCAUUGGCCAAAUCCCUUCCCACUAAGAAUCCUAGUCACUGUUUAGUGUGGCAGACCCCAGCCUGCCCUUCCUUCAGAGGGGGUGAGAGUGAGCAAGAAUAUUGUCUCUUAUUCAUUCAUGCGUAAACGUCUGUUAAGUAGCAAAAGAAAGGCUUUUUAUGUAGACUGAAAAACAUAAAUUAUUUCAGACCGUGUAGGAUAAAAGUCUGAACUGACCGGAUGUUUUAGGUUUGACCAGAAAUAACUGGAUUUUUUAUGUAAAUGUUGAUUUUAAGCUAUUUUAACUUUAUAUAAAUGUUGAUUUUAAGCUAUUUUAAAGUCAUGCUUUUAAAGGGUACUCGUAGGUGUAACAAGGGUUUACUUUUUGUAUAAACACCACACAUUUUAACUUGCAUUUUUAAUUGACUAGCUAAAUUUUUUUUAUGUGUUUGCCUAUUUUUUUUAAUUUUUUUUUAAUUUUUUUUGCCCAUUUGUGCUGCACAUCCCUAAAACUCUAGAAUGAUAGUUUGUUGUGUUAACCUUUUAAAAUGGUCGGAUCACCUUCCUUGCGUUUUUGUAUUUUUGUUUAAUAGGACCUCACUAUUGCUGCCUAACCCUUUUCUACUGUAUUUGAUAUAGACUGAUGUUUACAUUUGCUAAUGCUUACAUGCAGUAUGUGUAGGAAGUAACUUUGCUAAACAGGUGCUCCCAAGUGGCACAUACUGUAAAGCAGAUGCGCCGUAUAGCCUGGACAUCGCCACUUCGAGUCCAGACUAUUCCACUGCCGACUGCACAAUUGGCCGAGAGCUGCCCGGGGGGUGGGGGGUCGUCCAGGGUGUUCUCUGCUUACUGCACACCAGCAACCCCUGUGGUCUGGCCAGGUGCCUGCGGGCUUGCCUGUAAGCUGCUCAGAGUUGCGUUGUUCUUCGACACUAUAGCUCUGAGGUGGCCGCAUGGUGGGUCUGCAGUGUGAAAAGAAGCGGUCGGCUGAUGGCACACUCUUUGGAGGACAGCGUGUUUUCAACUUCGCCCCUCCCGAGGCAGUGCGGAGGUGGUAGCAGUGAGCUGAGCCUAAAAAUAAUCUAAAUUGGGAGAAAAUGAUAAACAAUUGACUACUAAAUUUAAAAAAAAAAAAAAAAACUUUGCUAAAAGAAAGACAAAAAAGUUACAAAUAUAAAACUCCCUACCCGCAUGGAGCUUAGUGUUAACAUGUUUAACUGAGUUUGUACUGUAAUGUGUAUCCCUGUGUAAGAAAGUACACAGAACGAGUACACGGAACUGCAAACGCAAGUCAAAAAGGAAGUUAGAAAGGCCAAGAGA
Messenger RNA from Polyodon spathula (Mississippi paddlefish), 8727 nucleotides. RefSeq names its product microtubule-associated serine/threonine-protein kinase 3-like. NCBI's taxonomy places the organism in Eukaryota, Metazoa, Chordata, Actinopteri, Acipenseriformes, Polyodontidae. The transcript is spliced from 31 exons. Bases 370 to 4692 code for a protein of 1440 amino acids. Gene Ontology annotation, biological process: peptidyl-serine phosphorylation; intracellular signal transduction. Gene Ontology annotation, molecular function: ATP binding; magnesium ion binding; protein serine/threonine kinase activity. The record is from RefSeq and is a predicted model, not a curated record.